Molecule: messenger RNA, 1282 nt
Organism: Anopheles stephensi (Asian malaria mosquito)
Lineage: Eukaryota; Metazoa; Arthropoda; Insecta; Diptera; Culicidae
Product: general odorant-binding protein 45-like
Exons: 1
Coding region: 194-1156 (320 amino acids)
Biological process (GO): sensory perception of smell
Molecular function (GO): odorant binding
Source: RefSeq, a predicted model, not a curated record
AUUUGCCAGUCUCAACAAAACUUUUCUAUUUUCUCUUGCCGGCCAAUUGUAAGGGACAUUAUUGUUUUUUUUUUCAUUCUAUUUAGAGAGCCACUUUAUGCGGCCUCUUUAUGGUUUUCUCCGUUGAGGUAUAUAUACCGGCAGUCUCGCUGGGACUCUGUACCAUUCAACACUAAUUGCAAAAGUUAAAGCAAUGGCAAGCUUCCGAGUGAGAUACGUCGGGUUGGUGUGGAUGCUGACUACGACGGUAAUAACGGCCUCGCAACGUUACCACGACUGUGUGCAAAAGAAGAACGUUGCACAAGCGCAGGAAGAGUGCGUACGGUAUCUGAGCAUACCGUGUGCAAGGUUAGCCGUCUACAACGACUACAUCUACCCGAACGAUACCGCAACGCAGUGCAUGGUACGGUGCAUGGGCAUCAACCUUGGCUGGUGGGAUGACACCGACGGUGUGCAGGAACCGGCCAUACGCCACUACUUCCAUCCGGAUCCGGACGACGAGCAGUACGAUCGCCGCACGUACCACUGCCUCAAAUCCCAACGGCUAGACUACCCGACGCCGCACGGCGAUGCGUGCGAACGUGCGUACGAGUCGUUCCGAUGCUACUACGAACAGUACGGCAACAUCGUAGUGACGCCUCAGUUUGUUCCACUAAGCCCGCUGCAGCUCUCGGAUGUAAUGGGGCAGUGUGCCAAAAUCCUGCAAACCCCCGGCACUGGAUUGGGUGCGUGCGGCAAAGCUGGGAAACCGUCCGAGCGGGACAUCGGUUGCCUAGCACGAUGUUUUCUGAUGCGCAGUGGACUGUACACCGAUCAGCACGGACCCAAUCUUGAUCGGCUGUACGUGCAGUGUAACAAUUAUGCGAACGAGACCAAAUUCCGUGAAACGACCGGCGCCUGCUACCGGCAGCUCAAGCUGGAAUGUAAGGAUAACUGUGUUCUGGUCGGUCGUUUCUUACGAGAGUGUUUCUACGAAGGAGGGGUCAAUAUUAAUAUCACUUUAGACCAAUUAGCAGCUAUAUUGAGUGUAGGCGUAACUGUUUUAGGAACUUUAAUCCCCGCUCUCUCCGGCAUCGCCGGUUCGGUUGCCUCCGGAGUCAUUCCGGUUGUCCCCGACGCCGGUUCGGUUGUCUCCGAAGUCGUUUCAUUAACGUAAAGGCCGGCUAUUUCAUACCCACAGAACGAUGAACUGUCCGCAAUAGUAUGUUGAUCACAAGUCACUCGAUACUCCCAAUCGUCACUUACACAAUUCACAGUAUAUCAUUUCACUAUAUAUAAAAAA